ACUGGCCGAGCCGGCACCGGCGAAAUUACCAGCAGACUAGUGUUCAGUCGCGAGCCAGAACACGGGCCACUGCUUGCCCAUCGCUCACGCCGUGCUCGCGUAUUUUAUUUCAAAAUUGUUUUAGAAAUAUUUAAUAAUAAUAUUACCAUAAUUGUUGUUACACGUUCAAUACCCGUGUGUAUUUUAAACUGAUAAUUUAUAGUGUAAUAUAUUUAUUUUUUAUCGCCUGUCGAGUAGUGAAUACCGUUGACGAUUGUUUACAUCCCAUCGCAUUUUGGUGUCGUUUUUCGCUUUUGGUUAUAUUUUUGCUAUCGACAAAAAUGACUCACACGCAUAUGAUUUGAUAAAAUUCAUGAUAAUAAUUGGUAUACACAUUCGGUAGACGACACACUGCCGCCGUUACGUCAUACGUGACGACAAAAAUAAUUGUAUAAAUUAGCAAAACUUUUAAGGAAUCCCUUCAAUCUCUGCCAACAUGGACGUAUUACCGAGUGGGAACAUAUUCAGAGAGUUGCAGGACAUACACGAUACUGGCUACUUUUCUGCUCACGUAUCAUUAGAGGAUCAUUGGCAACAGACUUGUUACGAGAUGGAACGUUACCUGAAAGAAGAACCAAUGGUUUCAUCACCAACGCGAUCAGAAUCACCAUGGUUAACAACUUGGUCAACAAGAGUUGAAGUUGAAGUGGGCUUGGAUUGUGCUAGUAGUAUGACUUCUAGCAGUAGUUCACCAUCGACGUGUUGGUCAGGAUUCGCAACACCUCCUCCUAGUCCCCCGGACGAAACGGAAUUACCUCCACCGCCUCCUGCAAUACCUAUAAAGUCUGCGUCUUCAUCGUCACCAUCGUCUUCAUUGUCAUCUACUCUAUCGGUUUCUUCUUCAAAUUCGGUCAGUUCCGUGCAGACCUUUUCAUCUACUGCCGGUAACACUACAACUAGUGGGACAACUUCUACUGGUACCACCACUGCCGGUCUUCUUAAAGUGACUGUUGCUCCGGCCACUUUAAGCAACACCCGGACAGCCGUUAAUGUGACGGCAUCCGAUCCUCCUGUACCAGUAGUGUCAAUUGCAGCAUACCAUCCUCGGCUACAUUUAUCCCCAGAUGCAUCUAAAAAGAUACAUAAAUGCAAAUACCCCGGCUGUGAAAAAGUUUAUACAAAAAGUUCGCAUUUGAAAGCACAUCUCAGAACGCACACUGGCGAAAAACCGUAUAAAUGCGAAUGGGUCGGUUGCGGCUGGAGCUUUGCCCGGUCGGACGAGCUGACCCGCCAUUACCGCAAGCACACUGGCGCCAAACCGUUCAAAUGCCGCCACUGCGAGCGGUGUUUCUCCAGAUCCGACCAUUUGGCUCUGCACAAGAAACGGCACUUUACUUAAAUAAGCGCCUACACGCACACACGCCCAAAAACACAUUCGCAUACAUAGAUGCAAUCGCAUUAAAUUCCAUCGAUGCCGUAUGGUGUAUCAGAAUACACACACCGAUUCAGCACGAACAGACCUUAGCCAGUUUAUUAUUUUCAAAGUUUAAAUAAAUGUUCGUAAAACUUUUAAAAGCUUCACCGCCGUCGCCAUGGUCAGAACUAACGGAUAACUUCGGAUCUUACUGAAAAAAGCGAGGUGUUUUUUUUUUUUAUUAUUAUUAAAUAAAAACUAUAAAUUAUUAUAUAUAAUUAUUAUGUAUAUUAAGUUUAUACUUAUUUUGUUACCAGUAACGCGCUUUCGAGGCUCGUACACUUUUUAUGAUGUAUGUACAUUAUAAUUGAUUACAUACAAUACCAAAGUAAUAAACUUUAUAUUAUUAAAUUUAAAUAUAAUGUAAUUAUUAUUGAAAAUUUACAAAAACAUUUUUAUCAUCGUUUGUACAUAGUAAUAUAAUUGCCGCAGUUUCUUAUAAUCUAAUUUAUUAUUAAAUGAUAUGAAUUUCGAUGAUUCAAAUUACUAUUAUAAUAACCUAAGUAUAAUUUUAGUCAUAAGCCAAUGUAAUAAAACAAAUAGACUCCGGAGCCUAAUGAUCAAAAUCGUUAAUAAACAAUAUUGUUGUUUUUAAUAUUUAUUAAUAUAUUCCAGGUGUGUGUGAACACGUUUUAUUAUUACUAUCAUAAUUAUUAAUAAUAUUAAAAUAAAGAAAACGAUUAAAAUUUAUGUAAUUAUAUUGUGGGUUGGGUUCUUAGUACAAGAUUUUGUAUGAGUUCACAUACAAUGUUUUUUGUAUUAUAUGUAGUAAGUUUUGUAAAUAAUAAAUCAUUCUAGUUGUAAUUCUUUAUUGUAUUAGACGAAUAUACUGUAUUUAAAAAUUCGUGCAUUCAUAGAACUGAUGUAUUAGAUCCGUUUGCAAUUAAAUGUUCGUCCAGCCGCAGUAGAACGUACUGCCUUCUAUCAAAAUCGGCGGUCUGCAUUUUUCGCUUUUCCUCUUAUUUUUUUAGGAAAAACUUUCCUAUACAGUGCUUUUAUUACAACUAUUAUUUUUUGUUUUGAUAGCAUUAUUAUUUUUUAAAUCGUUGAUGAUAUUGGUUUUUUGGACUAUUAAAUUUUUAUCCAUAUUACUUCAUAAUAUGCGCAUUUUCUCGUCUCGGCUUUCAAUUAAUUACCAAUGUUUAACAACCUAAUAAGCUUCAUAGUAAAUCUCUUAUGCGUAAGCAAAAGGCACUGCCAUUAAACAAACUACCAAGUAAAUAUAAAAAUAUCGAAUUAUGAUCAACUAGCAGUACAUUUUUAAAAAUUAAUGAUAUUAAUUAUAUCAAAUUAAAUACAACUAAAUAUAGUGUAUGUAAUAUUUAACUUUGUACCUACAUUUUUACUCUACAAAACGGGGCCAGUAAUAAAAUUAUGCGUAACUUGUUAUUUUUAAUGUAUUCUACUUAUUUAUUUCAAAUUUUAUUUAUUUAUUUAUUUUGUUGCAAAGUUAAUAUUUUAUUUUAUCCAUUUAUGGGUUUGAUAUUAUUUAAUAUUUACUAAAUAUUAUAUUUAUUUUAUUUUAUCAUUGAUAUAGUAUUGUUAUAGAUUAUUAAAUACAAUUAUCUACCAUUAUUUUUAUCAUUAUUAUUAUUAUCAUCAUUAUUAUUGUUUAAUGCUUAUAGAUAUUGCACCAUAGACCCCAUAAUUGUUGCCAGUUUUAUUAUAAAUUUAAAAAAAAACACCUGAAAAGUGUUUUUUUUUUUAAAUUAUUAUUUUUGUUAUUGUUAUUAGAAUAUUGUGUGUUUUACUGCUAUUUUAGAAUAAUAACUAGUACUAAAUGGUAUUUAGUUUAAUUAGAUACUUUAUUUUGAUUUGUUCAAAAACUAUGCGGUUAGUAAUUCGUAGAGUUAUCUUAUGCUGUUCCCCGAAUUUAAAUUAUUUUUAUAAAAUUACAUAUUUAUAAUUUUAUAUAAUUAAUGAAUUAAACAUUUUUUUGUUAGAUAAUUAUUACUACUACUAAAAAUUAAUUGUUGUGCAGUAAAAUAAAUAAAUGUAAUUUAGCUAUUAUUAAUGUUGAUUUUGGAAAAUAAAUUGUUUAUAUUAGUCAAACAUGAAAUUAAAAACAAAAAUUAAGAUAAAAUAUCAAAUUAAUUAUAAAUUAAGCAGACUUUUUGUGAUGAAGCUUUCUAAACGAAAAACUGUAAAUAAAAAUAUUUAAAAUUCUUUAACGACUGGAAUUUAUAAUUACUAUAAACUAUUUAACAAUUUUGCUUACAUACCACAUAAUUUAACCAUGUGUUUAACUUUCAUUAUCUUAUAUUUAUUUUACCAAUUAUUUGAAAUGAUAUGAUGUGAUUGUAACUUACUGUAUAAUUCAACAACCGGCAGUACUUGUUUUAAUGAUUUUAUAAUCGAGUAAAAUGUUUACUGUAAAUGUUUUAAAUUUCGAGUUUAUUUAUUUUCCUAUUUUAUUUGAAUUCUUUAAAAUUUCGUACAAAGUAAGAGUAUUAUUAGUAUUUUAAGAAUAUUGUUUUCAACAAAGCUACAUUCAAUAUUUAUGAACAAUGUAUUAUAACGUUUAUUAUUUGGUUUUGAUAUGACGACGGUUAACAAUGUAUUGUUCUUCGUCAGAUGAAAUAUCUGUAAACAUGUAUUAUAAUAAUUAUACAUAUAGCAUUAUCAUUAUUUCAUUGAAAAUUUUCCCGGCUUAAACUUUGUAAAUUUUAAGACUUAAUUAUUACUACGACGGCGAUAAAACAUUGUUAUCGAUCGUCAUCUUUAAAAUAAAAAAAUAAAAUAUUGAACUAAAAAAAAAUUGUUUU
Molecule: messenger RNA, 4218 nt
Organism: Daktulosphaira vitifoliae (grape phylloxera)
Lineage: Eukaryota; Metazoa; Arthropoda; Insecta; Hemiptera; Phylloxeridae
Product: Krueppel-like factor 6
Exons: 3
Coding region: 476-1378 (300 amino acids)
Biological process (GO): regulation of transcription by RNA polymerase II
Molecular function (GO): DNA-binding transcription factor activity, RNA polymerase II-specific; RNA polymerase II cis-regulatory region sequence-specific DNA binding
Source: RefSeq, a predicted model, not a curated record